AUGGCGACCCGCGACUUGGCGGUGAUGUACGUCGUCGACGUCGGCGCGCUCGAUCGCGUCGACGCCACGAUGGCGGCGGAGACCUCCGCGCGUGACGUCGUCGGCGCCGCCGUGCACGCGUGCGCGCGCGCGUGGGUGCACGAACGCACAAAGGCGCGCGUCGCCCACGCGUUGGGAUUGACUUUGUACGGAUGCGACGCCACGGCGAACGCGGUGGCGGCGGCGGCGGUGGAAGAGGGGGGUGAUGGGAGCGAGUACGCGGGCGUGGUCACCGCGCGCGCGCUCGAACCGCCCACGACGGCAUCGGGCGAGGCGUACGCGCGGGACGUUCGGGAGACGCGGGCGCGGGCGGGGGGGGACGCGGGCGACGUCGCGGAAGCCGUCGCGGUGGCGUGCGAUGCGUUGAUACGGCGGUACACCGUGGCAGGGGUGAACGCGGCGACGCGUAAGCGAUUGGCGUCGUGCGUCAAGGAUGUACUGUUGCUCACGGAUGACGUCGGCGCGAAGACGAUGCCGGGACGCGACGACGAAUUCGUCCGGACGCUGUUGGAGGGCAUGCGCGCGCAGAACAUUCGACUCAAGGUUGGCGUUUUGAACGAAACGGAGUUGGCGCGAACGCAUCUCGGCGUGGGCGCGCGCGUCGCGCGCGGCGACGAACGCCGAGACGCGUUCGCCGCGUUGCGCGACGCGUGCGAAUUCUUAGCUUUAGAUGACGGCGAGAACGAGAGCGCCGUCACGGGCGCGUCGGAUUUACUCUUAGAUUUACAACGCAAGCGCGUUCGGCCGACGGCUGGUUUCAGAGGCGCGCUCUCGUUCGGGUUCAACGCUCGCGUGAACGUCUCGCUGUACAAGCUCAACGCCGAGGCGGCUCCGGCGAAACUGAACAAGUACUCGGAGGAGCUCGCGCAUCGACCCGAGGAGUCACACAAAACGAUGAUUGACGUGGCGUUUAGAAACGUGAACGAUCUCGAUGGCGAGCUCGUGCCCGUGGAGCGACACGUCAAGGCGUAUCGAUACGGUAAGCAGCACGUCCCGGUGGACGCCGAGACGGAGAACCGAUUGUCCGCGCGCUUUGAAAAGGGCAUGAAAGUCAUCGGAAGCAUACGCGCGAGCGAGGCGCCGGCGUGGUUGGUCACCGGUGAGCCAUCGUUGUGCGUUCCGCAACAGAGCUCGAAGACGACGGGAUUGAGCAAAGAGCGGGCGGAUGCGGACGCGCGCGCGCUGAGCGCGCUCGCGCGCGCGCUCGACGACGCCGGUCUCGCGUUGUUAGUGCGCGGCGCUUGGACGGAAUCGACGUCGACGAUUCACAUCGGCGCGCUCACGCCGCGGAUUUCCGACGAAGGGGACUUUCUCUUGUUCACGCCUCUGCCGUUCAAGGAGGAUUACAACGAGUACGCCCUCCCGCCGGCGCCUCCGGGCGCUCGGAUCGAGGCGAGCGAUCCGCGUCUGGAUUCGGCCCUCGAUUUCGUACGCGCGAACGCGCUCGGGGACGACGCGACGAUGCCUUGGGAGAGUUUGAAUCCAACGUUACGCGACCAGCGUCGACUGUUCGAGGCGAGAGCGCUCGGAGAGCACGCGACGGCGAUCGAACCGACCGCUUUAGAGUUUGCGGUCGCCGAGGCGCCGUCGGUCGCGUUCGCGAAACGAUUCAACUUGGACGCGGGACCGGGACCGGGACCGGGACCGGGACCGAGCGAGCGAGUGAAGAUGCCGCGCGUACACGCGGGUGAAGACGCGCGCGCGAAAUCGCCGUCGGCGGGAGGCGUCACGGCGCCGCGCGUAGAUGACGUCGCGUCGCCGUCGGCGAAUGACGACCCGUUCGCGCGACUCGAAGACGUCAAGAGUGAGCUCGAGGACGACGCGCCCGCGACGACGCCGCCCGAUGUAGACGUCUUCGACGACAUGGACUAG
This is a messenger RNA of Ostreococcus tauri, 1911 nucleotides long. Its product is annotated as von Willebrand factor, type A. Bases 1 to 1911 code for a protein of 636 amino acids. Gene Ontology annotation, biological process: double-strand break repair via nonhomologous end joining; cellular response to X-ray; cellular response to gamma radiation. Gene Ontology annotation, cellular component: nucleus; Ku70:Ku80 complex. NCBI's taxonomy places the organism in Eukaryota, Viridiplantae, Chlorophyta, Mamiellophyceae, Mamiellales, Bathycoccaceae. The transcript has a single exon. Gene Ontology annotation, molecular function: damaged DNA binding; telomeric repeat DNA binding; double-stranded DNA binding. The record is from RefSeq and is a predicted model, not a curated record.